Guillardia theta CCMP2712 is the source of this 1668-nucleotide messenger RNA. RefSeq lists its product as hypothetical. The transcript is spliced from 11 exons. The record is from RefSeq and is a predicted model, not a curated record. Bases 1 to 1668 code for a protein of 555 amino acids. Lineage: Eukaryota; Cryptophyceae; Pyrenomonadales; Geminigeraceae. Gene Ontology annotation, biological process: transmembrane transport. Gene Ontology annotation, cellular component: membrane. Gene Ontology annotation, molecular function: ATP hydrolysis activity; ATP binding; ABC-type transporter activity.
AUGCAGUUUCCAUCUCUUUCAUACAGAAAGUAUGGAGUACAUAGAAAAUCAAUUCCCAGUCUGACACGAUUUGCUUAUAAACAGUUCUUCUGGAAUGCUUUGAAUGCCAAAGACCUUGCCAAAUUCAACAAGUUUCUUGCCUUGUACCUUGCUGUACUUACUCUGGGCCCACCGCUACUGGUUCUCUUUGAUUGGGCAAAGGGAAGAAUGGCACUGUCCUGGAGAAACGCUUUGACCAAUCUUUAUCUCGGAAAAUAUGUACACAAGAUGAGGUACUACAAAUUACCAUUUGUAUCAGAUGUCGACAACACAGACCAACGCAUUUCGGAAGACAUCAAUAAUUUCUGCGACAAAGCCGUUUCUCUUUUCUGCACUUCAGUAGUGGCUCUUUGUGAUCUUGUCGUCUUUUCAAUCAUCCUGUACAAAAUUUUCCCACCUCUUUACUUCACACUGGUUGCAUAUGCUGUGGUUGGAACAUUUGUUACAGUUUGGUUUGGCAAGCCCCUCAUCAAGAAGAAUCGCCUGCAGCUCAAGAAAGAGGCUGAUUUUCGUUUUGAUCUCGUGAGGAUUCGAGAAGACUCAGAGUCGAUCGCCUUCUACAAUGGUGAAACCAGAGAGCGUACAGAAGCACAGAAAAGAUUCAGUAGCGUCGUUGCAAACCGCAUUGGAAUCCUCAAUUUUGAACGAAAUCUCAACUUCUUUACAAGAUGGUAUAGGUAUCUUGUUCAGGUGUUGCCUGCACUCGUGAUCGGACCACAAUAUUUCGCUGGUAAAGUUCCGCUUGGAGCAAUCAGCCAAACGUUUUUCUCCUUCAAUCAUGUCUUGAAUGAUCUUUCUUUGAUUGUCAAUGAGUUCACCGGCCCGCAAGGAAUCUCGUCCUUUGCCGCGCAGGUGGAACGUCUUGACCAACUUCGAACUGCAGUAGAAAAGAACUUACUGCUAAGGAUGGAAGCCUCGCCAUCAAGGGCUUGUGCGUCAGCACUCCCGGCGGUACGCCUUACUUGUAUGCUUCGCAUUCUUACCCUCUUGCCAACAGGCAACUCACCUCGACAGCUGAUCACUGACCUUUCCUUGACGUUGGAGCCGGGCAAGAAGCUACUGGUUGUUGGCUUCAGCGGCAUAGGGAAGAGCUCUUUGAUGCGCGCCAUCGCGGGGCUGUGGGACACGGGCACUGGAAACAUCGUCCGACCUCCUUUGGAGGACACAUUGUUCUUGUCCCAGAGGCCUUACAUGACUCUUGGAACUUUGAGGGAGAACGUUUUGUACCCUAAGACCGUUCAAGAUUCCAGCGUGACGGACGAAGAAAUUCUUGAGGCUCUCCGUAAGGUCAACUUGCCGACGGUAGCAGAGCGCAUGGGAGGUCUUGAUGCCGCUGGUAAGACUGGAGGCUUGAAGCCGCCGUUGAGCAACAUCCUCUCUCUUGGAGAGCAGCAGCGUCUGGCAUUUGCUCGCAUCAUGAUCCUCAAGCCGAAGUUCGUGAUCCUGGACGAGUCAACGAGCGCCUUGGAUCUAGAAAACGAGGAGCAGAUGUACAAGGUGAAGGAGGAGAUGCUGCUACAGGACCUCGGAAUGACGGUAGUGAGUGUGGGCAACCGACCUUCGCUCGUCCCGUUCCACGACAAAGUCUUACGGCUGACGGGUGAAGGAGCAUGGAAGUUUGAGAGUUGA